UGUAAAAUGCACGUAAAUAAUGAUGAAAAAAAAAUCCGGCUUUCUGAGCUUAACGAAUUCAUAACAUGUAAUAUUUGCAAAGGUUAUUUGAUCGAUGCAGUAACUAUCACAGAAUGCCUUCACUCAUUUUGCAAAUCCUGCCUCGUAAAACAUCUUGAAGAGAAAUUUGAUUGCCCCGUUUGUGGUGUCCUGAUACAUCAUAGCCACCCUCUAAAUUAUGUCAGUUUUGACCGUACCUUGCAAGACAUUGUGUAUAAAGUUGUUCCCUAUCUUCGUGAACAAGAGAAGAGUGCUCGUGAAGCCUUUUACCAAAGAAUAGGAAAAACCCCACCUCCUUCUGAGGGUAAUUUUUAUCCCAUAAAUUCUCUAAAGUCAUAUUUAUAUUGUUCUUUUUAUUCUUGUCUGGAUUUAUCAUUUAUUUUCUAA
Molecule: messenger RNA, 426 nt
Organism: Protopolystoma xenopodis
Lineage: Eukaryota; Metazoa; Platyhelminthes; Monogenea; Polystomatidea; Polystomatidae
Source: the annotation of a GenBank genome assembly